Molecule: messenger RNA, 4061 nt
Organism: Polyodon spathula (Mississippi paddlefish)
Lineage: Eukaryota; Metazoa; Chordata; Actinopteri; Acipenseriformes; Polyodontidae
Product: serine/threonine-protein kinase tousled-like 1
Exons: 24
Coding region: 107-2500 (797 amino acids)
Biological process (GO): intracellular signal transduction; chromosome segregation; peptidyl-serine phosphorylation
Cellular component (GO): nucleus
Molecular function (GO): protein serine/threonine kinase activity; ATP binding
Source: RefSeq, a predicted model, not a curated record
AGGUGCACGAGCCUCGCGAUAGUAUUUGCACAAGCGGUGCGUGACGCCUGUAUUGCAAAGGUUACACACAGACAGGCGAUUUCAAGACGCACUGCAGAGUAGCUUGAUGAGUGUCCAAAGUAACAGUGGAAGUUUGGAGGGGACGCCAUCUUGGUCCCAGCUCUCCACGUCCCCAACACCGGGCUCGGCUUCUCAGCACAAUAACACGGCACCUGUAAAAACCAAGGAAGGUGCUAUGGAUGAGCUGCACAGCCUUGAUCCCAGAAGACAAGAGUUAUUGGAAGCCAGGUUCACUGGUGGAGUGAGUGGCAGCACUGGAGGCAGCACAGGGAGCGGGAGUGUUGGAGCUAAGGCCUUAACAAACAACGAAUGUUCAAAUCACAGUUUUGGAAGUCUUGGUUCCUUAAGUGACAAGGAGUCGGAGUCAAUCUCCAGCCCAGAUUCUUUUUCACUUGCUCAAGUCCAACAUCAGAGACGACGUAAAAAUGCCAGCAAUGACCGUGGCUCGGCUGUGAAGAGAGGGAGCUCCCCAGCCUAUUCAACACCUGAAAAGAAGCCAUCUGAGUCCUCAAGGGGAAGAAAGAGGAAAGCAGAAAACCAGACGGAAAGCAACCAAGGAAAAUCUUCUGCACGUGGACCCAAAAUUAGUGAUUACUUUGAUUUCCAAGGAGGGAAUGGCUCUAGUCCAGUACGAGGCAUACCUCCAGUAAUCAGAUCUCCUCAAAAUUCCCAUUCACAUUCCACACCCUCUUCCAUGGUUAGACAAAAUAGCGUGUCACCUACUAGUUUGUCAUUUGGGGACCAUGUGGUUGUACACCCAAAGCAGUUAUCCUUUAAAUGUGUUCAGACUGACCUUACGAUACAGAAAUUAGCUGCUCUUGAAAGUAAUAAAAACCUAGACCUUGAGAAGAAGGAAGGACGAAUAGAUGAUUUGCUUAGGGCAAACUGUGAUCUCAGGAAACAAAUAGACGAACAACAGAAGUUACUUGAAAAGUAUAAGGAACGAUUAAACAAGUGCAUCACUAUGAGUAAGAAGCUGCUAAUUGAAAAGAGUACACAGGACAAACAGGCAUGCAGGGAGAAAAGCAUGCAGGACAGAUUGCGCCUGGGCCACUUCACUACAGUACGACAUGGGGCUUCUUUCACAGAACAGUGGACAGAUGGCUUUGCAUUUCAAAAUCUUGUAAAGCAGCAAGAAUGGAUAAAUCAACAGAGGGAAGAAAUUGAAAGGCAGAGAAAGCUGUUAGCUAAGCGAAAACCUCCAACAACAAAUAACUCUCAGAUGCCAACUGCAAAUUCUGAGCCAAAGCAACGGAAAACCAAGGCUGUGAAUGGUGCAGAAAAUGAUCCAUUUUUGAAGCCCAGUCUACCGCAGCUGCUAACUGUAGCGGAGUACCAUGAACAGGAAGAAAUCUUCAAACUCAGAUUAGGGCAUCUCAAAAAGGAAGAAGCAGAAAUCCAGGCAGAACUGGAACGUCUUGAGAGAGUACGAAAUCUUCACAUACGGGAGCUGAAAAGAAUAAACAAUGAAGAUAACUCUCAGUUUAAAGAUCACCCUACUUUGAAUGACCGGUAUCUAUUACUGCACCUCCUGGGAAGAGGGGGUUUCAGUGAAGUGUAUAAGGCCUUUGAUUUGUUUGAGCAACGAUAUGCUGCAGUGAAGAUCCACCAACUCAAUAAAAACUGGAGAGAAGAGAAGAAAGAGAACUAUCACAAACAUGCGUGCCGAGAAUAUAGGAUACACAAGGAACUGGAUCAUCCUCGAAUAGUGAAGUUAUAUGACUAUUUCUCACUGGACACAGACACGUUUUGUACAGUGUUAGAAUACUGUGAAGGCAACGACUUGGACUUCUACUUGAAACAGCAUAAAUUAAUGUCUGAAAAAGAAGCCAGGUCAAUAGUAAUGCAGAUUGUAAAUGCACUACGAUAUCUUAAUGAAAUCAAGCCACCUAUUAUUCACUAUGAUCUCAAACCAGGCAACAUUCUUCUGGUGGAUGGGACAGCCUGUGGUGAAAUAAAAAUCACAGACUUCGGUUUGUCCAAAAUUAUGGACGAUGACAACUAUGGGGUUGAUGGCAUGGAUUUGACGUCGCAAGGAGCAGGCACCUAUUGGUACUUGCCUCCUGAGUGCUUUGUAGUUGGCAAAGAACCACCCAAGAUUUCAAACAAAGUUGAUGUCUGGUCAGUAGGAGUAAUUUUUUUCCAAUGUCUAUAUGGAAGAAAGCCAUUUGGCCACAACCAGUCCCAGCAAGACAUCUUGCAGGAAAACACAAUAUUGAAAGCCACAGAAGUUCAGUUUCCUGUCAAGCCAGUUGUUAGUAAUGAAGCAAAGGCCUUUAUAAGGCGCUGUUUGGCGUAUCGAAAAGAGGACCGGUUUGAUGUGCAUCAGCUGGCUAGUGAUUCCUACCUCCUUCCUCACAUGAGGAGGUCCAAUUCUUCAGGAAAUCUGCAUAUGGGAGCACCUUCUAUGCCUCCCACUUCAAGUAUAAUUUCCUACUGAGGGUUCUUACUGUCGACCCAAUUCUGGUGUGAUGUUUCGAGCAGCUUCCUCCUGCAAGACUUGGUGUGGAAGAAUUGUGUGUGGAAGCAAGUGACAUGUUUGAGCAGAUCUGUUUGGGCCGGCCCUUGUGAAUUCAGAAAAAAAAAGAAUGGAUGUAUCGAAGAUGAGUUACAGGCACCUUCCUGACUAGCUUGUGCUGUAUUUGGGGGAAGGUAAUGUGUGCCUCCGUAAUGGAAGACUUUUUAAAGGUAACAGUGAUUUAGAACACUGUGGUAAUAGCCUAAGUGUGGCACUGGUGUCUGUUAAAGGUACAGACUCUUGAAACAAGAGCUGGUUGAUUCAGAGGUGUGUCAGUAAAGGCACAAACACUUGAAACAAAAGGGAGAAAUGCAAGCGUGCUGUUUUAAUGCAGAGGAAAUGGUGCCUGCUUGGGGGUGAAUGAUAAAACAGCAAAGUCACUUAUUUCAUGAACUGUUCUUAGUUUGACAGCAUAAUUCUAACUCAGUAAUAUGUUUACUAUGAAAAAACACCACAGUUGUUUUUCUAUGGCUUCUGUAAAACGUUUUGUUUUUUGUAAAUUUCUUUUCAGAGUUUGAAUAGCCAUGGGAAAUGCUGUAGAACUGUACUGUAAUGUGAGUGUGCAGUCUAAAAAUAGUAUUAUUUAUGCCCAGGCAGGGUCUUGUUUUGCAGAAUGCACAGAACGUAACCAAAUGUAGGCAAUGUAUAGUAUCCUAUACGGGAUUUUUUUUUUUUUUUUUAAUAUCUGUUGGCGUGAUUGUAUAAUACUGUACAGAUAUAAUUUCUGGUUAUUCUUAAACUUCAGCAGUUAAAUCCUGUAAAGUGUUUAAAACAACCUUUUUUUUUCUUACUGAAUAUUUUCAUUUCUAUUUCUUCAGAAGCAUUUAUUUGCUGCUAUUGAUGUCGCUUUUACCUUUACUAAGGUUGUAUGAUCUACUUGAGGUACAAGUUGUACAACAAAAAAGUUACAAGAAAAUCAAGGCAUGUUCUAACUUUUGUUGGAAAACAAAAACAAACAUUCAAAGCAAGAGCUCAUUAUGCUUUUGGCAGUUCGGAUGUCUGUUUUAUCUGGUCAGUCCUCAGACAGUUGCAGCAGUUCGUUGCUACCAAGUAGGAGGUCUUGCAUUAUUUAAUAUUAACCUGGUGUCAAAAUGCUUUGAAAACCUGACACUAAACAAGUUAAUUACAGACACUGUUUUCCAUUAACCUGCUUUGUUACCAUUACUGUGAAUUUUAAAACUGCCUUGUCCAGUACAAACUAUUCCUCGAAAUCCAGUAAAUACAUACAUGGUAUAUAUGUUCUGUACAUUUCUGUGGUCGGUGUCCUAUCCAUUAUACUGAAUGAAUGCUUUGUUUGUAAUUUCUGUAAAGGAGAACCUGGUACCACAGGUUUCACUUUAAUGUUUAAAAAGUAAGAUUUUGCUAACGGUUUUGAUGUUGCAAGCUUCCUUUUCACUGUAUAUACAAAAGAAUAACUGUCUCUGAAGGUGCUGCUGAAAUUGUAGAGAACGUAGCCAAAAGAGUAAUAAACAUUAAAAAUGAA